UCCUUCUUCAUUAAACAUUUAAAUUUUUUCAAAAUUAUCCGCCUAAUAAUAUAUAUAAUAUCUCAAUUACAAGUGCGAACUAGAUUACAUGUUUGGUAGGAGAGGAAGUUGAAGUUGAACAUCUUCAUUGUUUGAAACUCUCAUUGCACUUUACCAGUGCACGGAAUCUGCGUUAGGCAGCGAGGAAGUUGGGCUGAAUAUCCGCAGUACUUUACCGAAUUGCAACUGAAUAUAGGGAAGAAUUUCUCGGCAGCAAAAGUGCAGCAGUGAGCGGCAUGGAAGCUGAGAAGGUUUUGAUGGAUUACUACAUUCCGGAUUACAUACUUUUGCCCGGAAUAGAAGCAACGUUGAAUCAUGACUUACCUGCUUGUCCUGUCAUAGUGUUUAUCAAUUCUAGAAGUGGUGGCCAGCUUGGGGGCGAACUUCUGUUGGCAUAUCGUACUCUUCUCAACCAAAAUCAGGUUUAUGACUUGCGAGAAAGGGCUCCUGACAAGGUGCUACACCAGCUUUACUCCAACUUGGAAAAGCAUAAGCAAAAUGGAGAUAGCUUCUCUUUGGAAAUUGAGAAAAGACUGAGAAUCAUUGUUGCAGGCGGGGAUGGAACAGCUGGCUGGCUUCUUGGAGUGGUUUCAGAUCUUAAACUAGCCUGCCCACCACCAAUUGCUACAGUACCUUUGGGAACAGGAAAUAAUCUCCCAUUUUCAUUUGGUUGGGGGAAAAAAAAUCCUGGUACAGACUGCAGUUCUGUGAAAGCCUUCUUGGAUCAAGUAAGGAAUGCAAAAGAGAUGAAAGUUGACAGCUGGCAUAUUCUUAUGCGAAUGAAGGCUCCUACAGAAGGUUCUUGUGAUCCUAUUGCGCCUCUUGAGCUGCCACAUUCAAUGCAUGCGUUUAAGCGGGUGUCUCAAACAGAUGCCUUAAAUGAGGAUGGUUACCACACAUUUCGAGGAGGAUUCUGGAACUACUUCAGUAUGGGGAUGGAUGCACAAGUUUCUUAUGCAUUUCACAGAGAGAGAAAGCUACAUCCAGAAAAAUUCAAAAACCAAUUAGUUAAUCAGACUACCUAUGCAAAGCUUGGCUGCACUCAAGGAUGGUUUUGGGCUUCUCUUACACAUCCAUCUUCAAAAAACAUUGCACAGCUGGCUAAGGUUAAAAUUAUGAAAGCAACAGGUGAAUGGAUUGAACUCGAAAUACCUAAAAGCAUCAGGUCUAUUGUCUGCCUCAACCUCCCCAGCUUUUCUGGUGGACUCAAUCCUUGGGGAACUCCCAAUAAGAAAAAGCUCCAUGAGAGGGACUUGACUCCUCCCUAUGUUGAUGAUGGUCUCAUUGAGGUUGUUGGCUUUCGGGAUGCUUGGCAUGGCCUUGUUUUGCUCGCUCCAAAAGGGCAUGGGAGACGUCUUGCCCAAGCACAUAGAGUUCGGUUUGAGUUCCACAAAGGUGCUGCUGACCAUACGUUCAUGAGGAUUGACGGCGAACCAUGGAAACAGCCCCUUCCUCUAGACUCAGACACCGUUGUUGUGGAAAUUUCUCAUUUUGGGCAUGCCAACAUGCUUGCUGCUCCUAACUGCCGAUCUAGUAGUGUUCAUGCUCCACACCACACUCUAGAUGAUGGUGAUGAUGAUGAUGAUGAUGAUGAUGAUGAUUAUGACAGUGAUGAAGAUGAUUUUGAGUCGUCUGAAGAGCGGAGGAAGUUCGGUGCGGCCAACACUUUUCACUAUUCGGAUAGCGUUGAUGGUGCACAAAGCUAAGCUGUCUGGGAUUGCUACUAUACAAUCCCACUGGUUUCUCAUUCUUUUUUACUCUGUUGGAUUGAUUCCUUUAUUCCUUUCUGCCGCGUAUCGGAGAAGCAAGAUACAAGUCAACUGUAACUUUAAUUUGCCACGAUAUGCGGUUAGGCUUCUUAGGUAGUUAGUACUUAGUAGUAACCCAUGUUUAGUCUGGUCCCUGAACGAACUCAUUUGCUCUCGAAACCUUAGCUUAUGUGUAUAUUGCCCUCUCAGUUUAUCACAAUGUGUAUUAUUAUUUUUUUAAAAGCUUGUAUGAAUUGCGGCAAAAAAAAUAUAUCCUACUCUAAUUCCAUUAUUUAUUUACUUGGGA
Messenger RNA from Ipomoea triloba (trilobed morning glory), 2094 nucleotides. Its product is annotated as diacylglycerol kinase 5-like. The record is from RefSeq and is a predicted model, not a curated record. Gene Ontology annotation, molecular function: ATP-dependent diacylglycerol kinase activity. The coding region runs from base 276 to 1745 and encodes 489 amino acids. Lineage: Eukaryota; Viridiplantae; Streptophyta; Magnoliopsida; Solanales; Convolvulaceae. The transcript has 13 exons.